AUGACCGUAAUAUUUAACAAAUCAAUUGUAUCUGGAACCUUUCCAUGCGAAUGGAAAAUCUCAAAAGUUACCCCUGUUUAUAAGGCUGGACCAAGGGAGGACAUGAACAACUACAAACCGAUAUAUGUCAUUUCUAUUAUUGCAAAAACAAUGCAAAAGUUGGUCUAUAAUCAACUCUAUGAAUAUUUUAUAAAAAAUGACAUACUUACAAAUUCUCAACAUGGUUUUAGACCUAAUCAUUCCACAGUUACUGCAAUGUUGGAAAUUGCGAACAAAUGGUUUCAUAAUAUUGAUAUCGGCCAAUUAAAUGGGGUGAUAUUUCUUGAUCUUAAGAAAGCAUUUGAUACUGUAGAUCAUAAAAUACUACUACAUAAAUUACAUCUUUAUGGGAUAAAAGGAAUUGCUCUUAAUUGGUUCAGAUCUUACUUAUCAAACAGAAAGCAGUAUUGUCGGGUAAACGAUCACCUUUCCCACCCACUGGAAAUGGUCUGCGGUAUACCUCAAGGGUCCAUACUUGAACCACUAUUGUUUCUUAUAUACGUUAACGACCUUCCAAAUUGCUUAAAACAUACAAGAUGCAAUAUGUUCGCUGAUGAUACACAACUUGAUACAUCUAGCAAUAAUAUUGAUUCGACUGCUAACAUUUUGAAUGAAGAUUUGAUAAACGUUUCUGAUUGGAUGAAGGCAAACAAAUUAAGCCUAAAUGCUAGCAAAACAGAAUACAUGGUUAUCGGUUCUCAUAAAAGGCUUCACCAAACUCAAAGUGAUCCACCAAUCACUUUGGGCGACAAUCAAAUAAAAAGAGUCAAAGUUACAAAAUCACUUGGAUUAAUGAUCGAUGAGACAUUAACUUGGGAUGAACAGGUUACACUAAUUACGAAAAAAGUAG
This is a messenger RNA of Paramuricea clavata, 889 nucleotides long. Lineage: Eukaryota; Metazoa; Cnidaria; Anthozoa; Malacalcyonacea; Plexauridae. The record is from the annotation of a GenBank genome assembly.